This is a messenger RNA of Polychytrium aggregatum, 1910 nucleotides long. RefSeq names its product glycosyl transferase family 90-domain-containing protein. The record is from RefSeq and is a predicted model, not a curated record. The transcript has 5 exons. Lineage: Eukaryota; Fungi; Chytridiomycota; Chytridiomycetes; Polychytriales. Bases 105 to 1658 code for a protein of 517 amino acids.
CUGCAUUUUUCGCCUGCAUUUUUCGCCUGCAUUUUUCGCCUGCAUUUUUCGCCCUCGCCCCCUUCCUCUGUUUCGGUCUCCAGCUGCCUCAGGCCUUCCUCGCCAUGUUCCCCAAGCUGCAUGCCACCCGGCUCUUGGGCCUGCUUAUCGCCAUCAUCUUUACGCUGCUGAUUCUGCGGCCGACCCCAACAACAUUCUCGGUUCGCACUGGCACUGACGGACCAACCUCCUCUGCAAGUGGCCAUGCCCAUACCUCCGCCGGCCACAAUCAUGCCACUCAUGAUCUUGCCGCCAAUCCGCCCACCAAUCCGCCCGUCAACCCACCUGUUACCGUUCCAACUGCCUCAACCACCAAAGAUGAGCGAGCCCAGCAGCUUAUCGAUGCCAUCGAUCGCUCUCAGUCACGGACCCUCAAGGAGGCUGUUGCCCGCUACCAGCUCUUGCACGGCCGCAACCCCCCGCGAAACUACGACAAGUGGUUCGCCUAUGCCAAGGAAAAAAAGUGCAUGAUCGACAACUAUGCAAUCCUCUACGAAAACCUGGCCCCCUUCUUUGAGAUGUCUCCGGCCGAGUUCCGCAGACGAACCUCGCUCCUGAGCAGCACGGGCGCCCGACGCACCUAUCCCGUUAUUGUCAAGGACGGUGCGCUGCAGCAGAAAGACUUUCCUUAUUGGUCUCAGGCCUGGGUCUCGUUCAUUACCAAGCAUCAAGCUGACAUUGGAAACCUCGAGCUCGUCCUCAACGAACUCGACGAGCCCCGAGUCGUGUUUGAUCACCUCGCCGCUCGGCGACUCGGCCGCAAGAUGGGUGAGCUCCAGGAGGUGAAAUGGCAUUCGCCCGCGCCUGCAGAGCACUACAGCUGGCUGCUGGAGCGAUGCGCUUUCCGCCAAUAUCCCGAUGGACCCAUCAUCAAUGGCAUCCAUGGCUUCACCGUCAACCCCGAUACAAAAGUCUACACCGAACAAUUGGUUCCGAUUCUGUCCAACACGAAGCUGCGCAACUGCUUCUCCGACAUUCUGAUCCCGUCGAACUAUUAUCUCUUCGACGCCUUCAAGGGAGAGUUCAAAGACAGUAUUCCGUGGUCCGAAAAGACCCCCAAGCUGUUCUGGCGCGGCAGCACCACUGGCGGAACCCCCGUCGACGAAAAAUACGUCAACUACCACCGACACCGCAUGGUCAAGCUCGCCCAGAACAACAGCCACAUGGACAUGGGCUUUAUCGGCGCAAUCCAGUGCGGCGCCUACUGCGAGGACGUCAAAACCAAAUACCGAUUCGCCGACCGCUCGCCCUUUGACGACAACUUCAAAUACAAGUAUCUCAUCGACAUUGAUGGCAACACCUUCAGCCAGCGCUACUCGCCCUUCAUGCAGUCCAACUCGCUCGUCUUCAAGAUGACCAUCUUCCAGGAGUAUUUCGAUGGUUGGCUCGAGCCCUUUGUCCACUACAUCCCCAUCAACGUCGACCUCUCUGACCUCUCCGAGAAGCUGCAGUGGGCCAUCGACCAUGACGAAGAAGCCGAGCAGAUCGCCCUGAACUCCAAAUACUUCUCCAAACGCUUCCUGACGCUCGACCAGAUGGACUGCUACAUGUACCUGAUGUUCCUGGAGCUCGCGCGGCUCUAUUCCGGCGAGGAGCUUGUCCUUCCCGCGGCGCACUGAAUCAAAGCUGUCCGAGCACAACCGAGCACAGCUGCACCGUGCUGAGCAGCACCGUGCCAAAUGGUGCUGAGCUGGGUAACCAAGAGCGCCAGCUGCCCAUUCCGUGUGACCCGCGGUGCACCUAUCACCAAGGGGGCAACGGCUCGCUGCCCGAUCCCUGUCCCUUCCCCUACAUUGACUCAGUGCAGUCAUGCAGAACCGGCUGUCUCGCCACCCUGCCAAAACAAUACAAACACUGCCAUCAGCGACGAA